Messenger RNA from Mizuhopecten yessoensis (Yesso scallop), 1467 nucleotides. RefSeq names its product NADH dehydrogenase [ubiquinone] 1 alpha subcomplex subunit 9, mitochondrial-like. Gene Ontology annotation, cellular component: mitochondrion. The record is from RefSeq and is a predicted model, not a curated record. The transcript is spliced from 11 exons. The coding region runs from base 64 to 1296 and encodes 410 amino acids. NCBI's taxonomy places the organism in Eukaryota, Metazoa, Mollusca, Bivalvia, Pectinida, Pectinidae. Gene Ontology annotation, molecular function: protein-containing complex binding.
AUAAAGCUUUGCGUAUUCUUGACAUUCAAACGCUUGUACGCUACAGACGUCCUUCCAGCAAAAAUGGCUGCCAUGACCGUAGGUCAGGUCGCUCUCCUUGGAAGGUUGCACAUACCUCGAGCUGUAGGUGGAGUGUACUUAGUCCAGCACAGGGAUUCCAGUCAACUGGCUAACAUCCGUAGAGGAAGAGGCGGACGCUCCUCCUUCAGUGGACAUGUUGUUACAGUAUUUGGUGCAACUGGUUUCAUAGGAACAAAGCUUAUCAACAGAUUGGGUAAGAAUGGCAGUAAGAUCGUCAUACCCUACAGGGGCGAAGCGUACCGAGCCCAGCACCUCAAGGUAGCCUCAGAUCUGGGACAGACACAGUUCAUGCCAUUUGACUUGAAGGAUGAAGACUCGAUCAGAAGGGCCUUACAGUACUCCGACACUGUCAUCAAUGUUAUACAUAAGGACUACCCCACAAAGAGGUUCUCCCUGGAAGAUGUGCAUAUAACUGGAGCUAGGAACAUUGCUCGGCUAUGUAGAGAAGAGGGAGUGACGAAUCUCGUACACUUUUCACAUCUAAUGGCAAGCCCAGACCCAGAAAAGCUGAUUACACCAGAAGGAACAGAAUUUCUAAAGGCGAAAUAUUAUGGUGAACUUGCUGUUCGAGAAGAAUUUCCUGAGGCCAUUGUAUUCCGGCCAGCAAUCAUGUUCGGAGACAGUGAUCGAUUCUUGAGAAAGUUUUACUACAUUGGUUUGGGCAAACGAUGUGAAUAUAAAAUUAAACUAUGGAAGCAAGGAAAGGAAACCAUUAAGAUGCCAGUCUUUGGCUCAGACGUGGUAGAUGGUGUCAUCUCUGCUCUAGGAAAACCAGAGGCCAGAGGCCAGAUAUAUGAAGCCCUUGGCCCAGAAAGCUACUUCUUGCACGACCUGGUGAAAUUUUUCUAUUUCUGUAUGAGGAGGCCAUUAGUGGGAUUUGAGGAAUUCACUGAAAACUAUUUAAUGAAAAUGAGAUACGUAGACCCUCGUAAUCCUUUUAGUCUGUACAGACUUCAUAAUCUGUACACACUGAACCAGGACUUUGUCAAUGACCAGCCAACCGGUCUACCCACGCUUGAAGAUCUAGGUGUGAAGUUAACGAAGAUCCCAGACCGUGCCAGGCACGAGUACAAGACGACACGUUGUGACCGUUACUAUGAUGAGGACUUGGGUCAGUUUGCCGAGUCUGGGGACCCCCCCACUGCCUCUGAGAGUGAGCUUGCUACUGUUCGUGAAAUGGAAACAAAGGAUCACGACACAAAAUUGUCUCGCUAACGUGUCUUCACCAGCAGUGUGAUGUUAAAGAACAUCUUGCGAUACAUUAUAGAGCAAACUUUUUACAUGCUGAAAUGAUUUCAUCAUUUCAAAGCGACUGUGUACUUGUGGGGCAAUUGUUUUGAGUGAAAUGUCCUGUUAAAAAGUUGUAAUAAAUAUUUAUAGAAAAUA